AUGAGUAGACUGACGUUGCGCAAGUUCUCGCGCUGCUCCCACCUCCGCGAAAGCACAUCCCGCUGUAAUGAGGUAGUCUAUUCCUCAAAUCCAAACCCUUUCCUGUCAAAAUCACAACCUCCUUCACGCCCUGUACACCGCCAAAUUUGCGCCUCUGCUCCGUAUAGAGAGCCUGAAACGCCAGUAUCUGAUACUACUCGGCUCGCUGCCGCCGUAGAUCGCCUCGCACUCCUUUUUGUGCGGCGCGCUCAGCGGAAGCGGCUGCAGCUCCAGCAACGGUGUCAGGGUGUGAACUUCUCGGGAAAGAUAAUGUAUUGGAACGAGAUCGGGAGGCGCGUCUCCGCGUGCAACCCGGGUCCAGAUGACAGGGAUGCAAUAGCACAAAUUCGCUCCUCGACCAUUAUCUGGAACAUCCCCACUCCACCGUCAAUCUUCUCAUCCCACCUGAAGUCCGGCGUGAUAGACGAAUCGAUCCUCAACAGGGACCGUAUAAUCUGCUGUAGACUGCGGGGCGUCCGCCAUGUCUGCAACGAGCAACCGUACCCGCUCCCACCCACCGUCCACGCUUCACGCGUAUCAAACUCGUGCUUGCUUCAGACACAGCUGCAUUUGGGGCGCAGCGCAGCGAUUGACCCCUUUGCGUUGAUGACGGCUCGCGACGAGAUUGCACGAAGAAAAAAGAGCGGACCGCUGUCCGACAUCUUCGCUGCUAGGGCCCCAAUAAGUACUGGUCCUCAGUCGUCAAGGAAGAAGGGUGGUACCUCCCGCGGUACGGCCACUCAGCCAUUAGAGCUCGCAACUUGUCAGCUCGAACAUGCGAGCUUGCUGCAUCAGCUCCGAGAACAUCGCGGCGAGUUUCAACGGACUGGGUUAGGCAUCGGGAAAAUGUCGGGGAGCCUUGCGUUUGUGUCAACUUUCCAGCGGAGAUGGAUAGUUUAUGAGAACAAGCUGGCUGAUGCCGAGGACGGCGACGACGACGAGAUAGAGGAAGCGAGAGACAUGAGAGGGGUGGAUGGGGCGGGAGGCGACGGAGACGUAGGGAAAUCGCGCGGGGGGUACAGCCACUCCCCAUUUGGGAAAGUCGGGGCGCCAAGUGUGCGCUACGCGCCACCGGCUCUCCAAAUGUGGGGGACAAGCCGCCGGCUCUCCCAAAUGGGAAGUGGCUGUACCCCCCGCGCGAUUUCCUACACAGUCAUUGGGUGGGCCAUCCUAUUCCUGCUUUCUGACCACCACCAUCCCGCCCACCCUACGUCUCCGUCGCCAGUAUGUAGACGCCGAUCGCCAUCGCAGCAACAAUGCUGGUCCGUCGUCGGGCUCAUCUGCGACGUCUACCAAGGGCGUGUGCACGCAGCCGUCGCCUCCCCUAUCAAGCUUCGAUGGCCACCAGCAAGCAUCCUUCCAGUCUAUUCUCUCCUCAUCUAUGGGAGCCUAUGCCUGAGGAUUCUAUACAUACGUUACCUAGCGAUCAUGACAUUCACUCGGUCUCAAGAUACACCAGAUCAAUGGAGUCCGUAUGACGCUUUGACGUGGGCGCCAUGCAAUGAUGGAGUCAUCACCUCUCCUAUUGCCGACUAUAUUCUUCCAUACCGCCCAGAACGCGCAGACCUCGUCGCGCGUGCUGAUGGUCGCUUUGGGCUCCACGAUCCAUUCCAUGUUCCAUACGAAUUACAAUCCCCGGCAAUGCUGGAUCAUUGCCUAUCCCAUCAAAGACGCGCCGUUCUGUGGUACACCCUGAACAUCCAUGAUGUCGACUUCUCCCCUUCUAGCGGCCGCUCUGGCAUUGUGAAGCCGGAGACCGAACCGUUCAUAAAGGGUGCCGACCCGCGCAACGCCGACUACAGGGAGGCGGACAGACCUUCUCUCAUCGCCGGCCGUGCAUGGGUCGCGGACGCGCUGGAUCGCGUCAAGUCUCAUGGAUUGGGCUAUCUACGCUCCCCUGAUUUCGCUCCCAGCGAUCUGAAGCUAGACGGCGUCAUUAUCCGGGCCAGCACCAAGUACAUGGGGGCGCUCUGCACAAAUUCCACGUGUGCGUCCACGCUUUACCGCUUCGGUGGGCAUGUUUGGAUCCCCCGGAAUCGAAACGAUAUCUUUCCGUCUAUCAAGAGCUUGACGAUGAUCUCCCUCAAACAAUACCCCCAUCUUGCGAUCGAACACUCGAAGGUUGACAAUGUGGCUACUCGAUAUCCCGCAGUAGUGAGGAACUGGCCCAUGGGACCAGAGCACGCAUAUAUGGCUCGGUACGGGAACGGGAAUACGGCCGAGAAGUCAGAGGUCGUUUUCGGUGACCCGGCUACCUCGACGAGGAUGAAUGCGGCUUACAACCCAAAGCCCAGCGUCGCUUCGCAUCAGCGCAAACCAUACGCCGAUCGCCAUCGCAGCAACAAUGCUGGGCGUGUGCACGCAGCCGUCGCCGCUCGGGACCGGGUGACACAGCCGCAUCCACUUCGGCUACCACAUCGGCGACCACAUCGGCUCCUCGGCGCUCGUCCCGGAUCGCCCGUUCGCCUUCCGCACACGCCCACACCACCGCGUACUACGACGACGACGAACGAAGACGACGAUGAAGACAUGGAGAAGGCCCUGGAAGAGGCUAUGGCCGACGCCAACACCGAUCCCGGCGACGCCAAGGGCAAGGGACGCGAGGAGGAGCUCAUCGAAUACACGGUCGACGAGGACUCGGACAAGGACGACGGCAAGGGCAAAAAGAAGGCCACGCCAAUCGCCGCCUGA
Coniophora puteana RWD-64-598 SS2 is the source of this 2730-nucleotide messenger RNA. RefSeq lists its product as uncharacterized. NCBI's taxonomy places the organism in Eukaryota, Fungi, Basidiomycota, Agaricomycetes, Boletales, Coniophoraceae. The record is from RefSeq and is a predicted model, not a curated record. Bases 1 to 2730 code for a protein of 909 amino acids. The transcript has 14 exons.